AUGAAUGUCAAAAAAUACAUGAAGUUCAAUAUACUUGAUGGAAUCAUUGAUGUUUUAAAUCAAAAGGAGAAAUUUAGAAUGAAACCUCAUAUUCAAAUACAAAAUACUUCCAAUAACACGACAAUUAUACAAAAGGAGGAAUCAUAUUUAACAAAAAUUGCAGAGCUUAAGAAAUCAAGUGAUUUUAGGGGUGUUUAUCAACUCCUUGAUGAACUUUCCGAGAAAGAAGAUCAUGAAAUGAUAACAAAGGCUUGUGAUGAAAGACUUUGGAGAAAGACAAAUGGUUUGAAUAAAUCUAAUGUUCUCCAUGUUGCAUGUGAUGAAGGAAAUCUCCGACUUGUUAAAUCCCUCAUCGACUGUGGUUGUGAUAAAGAAGUAAAGAAUAAUGAUGGAUAUACUCCUCUUAUUAUUGCAUCAAGUAGUGGUAAACUUAAUGUUGUGAAAUAUCUUGUCUCUAUUGGAGCUAAUAAAGAGGCAAGGGAUAAUUUUGGAUGUACUCCAUUCUCAGUUGCAACAGGUAAUGUUAAGAAAUACCUAAAAUCUAUUGGGGUAAAGUAA
Trichomonas vaginalis G3 is the source of this 558-nucleotide messenger RNA. Its product is annotated as ankyrin repeat protein family. Gene Ontology annotation, molecular function: protein binding. The coding region runs from base 1 to 558 and encodes 185 amino acids. The record is from RefSeq and is a predicted model, not a curated record. The transcript has a single exon. Lineage: Eukaryota; Parabasalia; Trichomonadida; Trichomonadidae.